Molecule: messenger RNA, 1171 nt
Organism: Arabidopsis arenosa
Lineage: Eukaryota; Viridiplantae; Streptophyta; Magnoliopsida; Brassicales; Brassicaceae
Source: the annotation of a GenBank genome assembly
GAAUAUCGUCUGUCAUUGAGGAGCGAUCAAGGAGGCAUUUCGUCGAACGGUUGGUGAGCAUAGAGCGCAAUGAAAGGAAGCAAGGCGAAUCUCUCUGCACUAGCGGAGAAAUGCAAAACUGUAAUCGUUUCGAACUGGCAAGGAUACCUAAAUACCAUCAAACCUGAAGAUAAAGCUAGUAUAAUACAUACUUCAAAGAUUAAGUAUGUGAUGAGACGAGGAAAGCCCUAUCUCUGGGUACCAGAAAGUGAACCGCACAAUGUCAACAUAAUGUUUGAUGAACGUGGAUCCUUUUCUAUUGCCCAUCCGUAUCCUGGCCCCCUUGCAGCUUUGUUCAAGUCAAUAGGAAAGCUUCCAGACCGGGUUGCCUUUACUGGAGAGAUUGUUCCUGUUAAAGAGAAAAGGGUUGAUGCGGUACAUAAAUAUGUUGAGGAAUCUAUACAAUCAGAGAUGAGAGCGAUUGGCGAUAGCCCAAAUUCUGUUCGUAGUAUCUUGAAUUCUUCCGAUCAGAUGUAUGCCUCCCGGUGUGACAGUCUUAGAGCCCUGAUCGAUGAUGCCAAGGAAAAAUACGUUAUCUAUAAGUUCGUUCCAAGCUCAUGUAUGUUUAUUGACCCAAAUGGCACGAAAGAAAUAGACUUGAAGGUUUUGGAACUGUCGAAAGCAGAUCCAUUAGGGACUUGGUCUACAAAACUUGUGGAUGGAAUCAAUAAGAACGAAUCAAGAAGACGGGCUUUGAUUCUUUUCUGUUUAUACUAUCUCGACAUAAACGCAAGGGAUGCUUAUAUGGUAUCAGUGGAUAAGAAAGGUUUCCACUUGUUGGGGAAGGUACCGAGUGAAGAAGAAGCCGGAGAUGAGUAUCAGUGGAGAGAGUUUAGGUUUGAGUUUGAAGAAGAGGUGAAAGACGUUGAAGCUUUUUGCCACCAACUUGUGGAAAUGGAACAAGAGGUUGUAAGCAAGUUUACUGACCAUACCGGUUUGUGAUUUCCAUUCUUUUCUUAUAAAUCACAAGCCGGGCCGGUUUACUUUUCAGUUAAAUUGUUAUUUAGGUAAGACCAAGAGUGAUUAAUGAUGCUAAUGUGUAAUAUUAGUUCGCAACGGCCGGUACGGUUUAGUUUCAAUUUAUUGAAGUUUUUGAGCUUUACGCCUUUACCAAUAUAAUUCCGGUUCAAUG